AUGGAGCAGGCGGUCUCGCAAGAAGGCUUUAUGUCGGCAGUUGAGCACCACGGCUUCCCGCUGUCGAGAUCCGAGGCUGACAUGCUCUUUAACCGGCUUGCCCGGCGGAAGCUGAACCAGCCUCCGAGCCUGUCCUUCGAGGACUUCCAAGCUUGCAUGAUGAGCUUGCCGAAUCCUCUCCCGCAGGCGCAGUGGGGAAGGGACCUGAUCAAGUCCGUGGACAAGAUAACCCGUUCCCAAGGAACACCGCUGGAGAAUCUCUUCAAACAGCUUGGAGCAGAAUCGGUAGCAGCACUCGACGUUCAAGCGGUUCUGUCGAGAUACUCUCCUCAGCCUCUCAGCACUGCACAGUGGUCAAACUUGCUGCCCUUGCUGGACAAGAAGCCCGAUGGGUCUGUGCUGUGGCCCACGAUGUUGAGAUGGGCUGGAGUCGAGACGUCGUCCACUUAA
Messenger RNA from Symbiodinium natans, 450 nucleotides. The record is from the annotation of a GenBank genome assembly. NCBI's taxonomy places the organism in Eukaryota, Dinophyceae, Suessiales, Symbiodiniaceae.